Blastomyces dermatitidis ER-3 is the source of this 2107-nucleotide messenger RNA. RefSeq names its product nuclear membrane fusion protein Kar5. NCBI's taxonomy places the organism in Eukaryota, Fungi, Ascomycota, Eurotiomycetes, Onygenales, Ajellomycetaceae. Gene Ontology annotation, cellular component: endoplasmic reticulum membrane. Gene Ontology annotation, biological process: nuclear membrane fusion involved in karyogamy; karyogamy involved in conjugation with cellular fusion. The coding region runs from base 410 to 2107 and encodes 565 amino acids. The record is from RefSeq and is a predicted model, not a curated record. The transcript is spliced from 6 exons.
CACGAGGCAACCUUGGAACUAAUCCGACCUUACGACGCGACCUUCGUCGCUCAUUUCUAUCAUCAACUUCCAACAAUGUACCUCCAGCCAAUUCCUCUAGCAGAUGCCUGACAUCGUUUAUUUAGGAAAUGCUGGCGUCCACCUUUAUUGAUAUUAUGUCCCUUAAUCAGUGAUUUUACUGUUUCGGCCCUGGUUGGCUUCUGUUAUCAUGCUUAUUAGAGACUCAAAUCAAAAAUAUCACUUCUCACUAAGUUCACUCAUGCUGCGUUACCUGAUAUGAAAUUUCUCUUGUUGUUAAUUCGGCUCUCGAUUUAUUAAACGAGACGUGCUUCUGAAUCAUUUUCGUAACUUAUUUUUUUUUUUUUUUCUCCCUUCUGUUUUUCUCUUCUACAUCGCGCCACUCAUCAGGAUGAGGCGCCCACUACACUCAAUCUGUGCUCUGUGCCUAGGCACCUUGAAUCUCUUAGCAGGCGCAGAUUCGCUAAGAUUCCCGUCUUUGAAGAAAGGCCCGAACUCAUCGUCAAUCGGUAUGGGCUCUGAUGAGACUGACCUACCAUCCUUACUUCAUGCACAGAACAACCAGCAGAGCGAGGUUUUUUCAGAUGCUAUUAAAAUUCUCGACUCCAUGAAGUCAUCACCUUCUUGUAACCGGCUGGCUGCGGCUAAUUUAAUUUUGUCCUGUCAAUCACUCGGUGGGGAUGACGGGACCCAAAAGGCCGGGCUCUCCGACUCUCUAGACAAUGUGAAGUCAUUGUUCGCUGCUAGGCUUGCUGUUUGCGAACUUAUCGGCGCUGGAGCUGCGAUACCCGAGCAAUGUCCUCCUAUUCUUAUUACUCACCCGACAUAUAGGCACCCGGAUGCAGAGGAUCCUGUUCAACCCUCCCAUCUGGCGCCAUGCUUGAACUCCCUAGAAUCUCGACCCCAAUGGUGGACGAGCUAUAGUAACAACAGACAAAAUGCGGCUGUCAUGUGCCAGGCAGCACGGACAGAGAUUGAGCGCGAGGAUGACCUCAAGCGGUAUAAGAAUUUGAUGGACAUCACCUCUAUUUUGAAUGACUCGCUGAACCAGACACUUACCUCAGCAGCUAUGGAGACAUCUCGGCAGAGAGCAUUUUUAAAAAUCGUGGAUGACAUGCGAAACACACUUUUGCAAGACCUGGAGGAUGGGUUUUUACGAUAUCAUGAUAUAACGACAAAGGUAUUUGAUGAUGUCGAAGGAGUGCAAAUUGUUAUGGCUGCUGCAAGAUCGGAGGCAGCCAAUGUGAAAGAGGAUCUCCAUUCUGCUUCAAAUUCGAUGCACGAGCUGAAACAGGUUCUUAAUGAAAUUCACUUGAGUACAACAAAAAGGGCUGCGGAGAUGGCUGCGGCUGAACAGGAGAAUCAUCAAGCGAACCUAGCACUGGUUUCGUCCGUGAGGCAGUCGGCCGAACAUCUAAGGAACCAAGACCUGGAACCCAUCAUUGAAAGCUUUGGCAAGAUAUAUUAUUCUAUGCACGCCGUAGAAGACUUCAUGAGGUCUAUGGAGGCUAGACAUGAUGGCCUGGAUUCACGCAUGAAAUUGUUCGAGCAGGCGUUCCAACAGUUUGAAACUACGGCGGUCGCACUCCAGCAGGUUCAGCUGCAGCACCGUCACGACCAAAAAUCAUUUCAAACAGACCUAAGAAUUACUCAAGCGAUUUUGAAAGACGUCACUGCCUCGACAGCAAAUCUUCAAACUUCGAUCGAGAACUCUUAUGCGGUUUUCCGCAAGCUCACCACUUUUGGUGGAGCUGUCACAUCCGUGGCUUGGUGGACCCUGUCAACAGCAGUUGUGUUCCUCAUCUUGCUAUACCCUAAAUUCACUGGAGCGGCGCUUAUCUUUCUAGCAUCCGCUUUCGCAACAUACUGCAUGGGGGUUUCCAGCUGGCUUCAGACCGUGAGAGCAUCUUCGACUUAUACAACCCAACAGCUAACGAAUGCCAUCUACAUCGUUAGUUUCAGCCUCGGUAUCGCGUCUGUCCUUUGCACAUUUCUCUACCUUGCCGCACAUCAUAUUUUGCCUCGCAUCCGACGACAUACAGUUCAAACGACAAAUGGAGACUGUGUCACAACACUGGAUCCAGCCUGA